GCUGCCCCAGCCUGCUGCCCCUUCCUGCCUCCUGGGCACUUGGCAGCAGGGCAGUGCUCACAGCACCAAGCCUCACACAGUUCAACAGCUCUUUGCACAAUACUCUGGGGCACAUGGGAUGACUCUUGUGCAGGGACAGGAGUUUCACUCGAUGACCCUUGAGGGUCCAAUCCCCCCUGGCACGUUGUGUGAUCCCGGGAUCUCCCUCAGCAAUGGGGCUCCAGGAGGAGCUGGGAGGGGUUGUGGUGGGGCUGGGCCAGGGCUGGCAGGCACCAGAAUGACGGGGGCUGCACUGGGGCUCUGUGCUCCUUGCCCCAUUCCCCUCUGGGCAGGGCAGGAGGGGUUUCUGUCCCCCAGCCCUGCAGAGCUCCAUGGCCAGAGCCUGGAGGUGGAUGGAGCCCGGCUCUGCUGGGCUGGCCAGUGAUGCCUCGUGCUGAGCAGGCAGGGCCCCGAGGAGCUGCCUUGGAUUUGGGUUUCGUAACCUUCCCCUGUGCAGAUGAUGGCCCCGAUGAGAUAAUGAGGACCCAGCAGGACUGAUGUGCCCCAUGAGCUGGCAGCGUGCGAGGGGGUAAUUGCAGGGGCUGAGAGAGCGGGUUGGGGCUGUCCAGGAGAGCCAGUCAGCAAAAGAGCCCCGUGGCAGGCAGGGAGGAGGCAGGGGCUGGGCCCCCAGCGCCACGUGCCCCCAGCAUGGGCAGCUCCCGCCCCGCCUGCCCGGCCCCCCAUAAAAGCGCUGCCCUGGGCCAGGGCUGCAUCCACUGCUGCGGCCUCGCUCUGCUCAGCACAAGGGCAGCCUCACCUCCCUCAGGCCAAGAUGUCCUGCUACGAGCUGUGCCCCCCCAAAGCCAGCGUGGCUGUGCCCAAGCCCAGCGUGGCUGUGCCCCAGCCCAUCGCCGAGAGCUGCAACGAGCUGUGCGCCCGCCAGUGCCCCGACUCCACGGCCUUCAUCCAGCCGCCCCCCGUGGUGGUCACCUUCCCCGGCCCCAUCCUCAGCUCCUUCCCCCAGCAAGCCGUGGUGGGCUCCGCCGGAGCCCCCGCCUUUGGGGGCUCCCUGGGGCUGGGGGGCCUCUACGGCCAAGGGGCCACCCAGGCCUCGGGGGGCCUCUGCACCUUUCCCACAGCCUGCGCUGCUCCCGCCUGCAGCCCUUGGCUCCUGCCCCGCUACUCCAGGAAAAUCUGCUAAAGCCUCACCCAGCAGCCCUACAGCCCUUUGGGGCUCUCAGCCUCUCUC
Chiroxiphia lanceolata (lance-tailed manakin) is the source of this 1228-nucleotide messenger RNA. RefSeq names its product scale keratin-like. Lineage: Eukaryota; Metazoa; Chordata; Aves; Passeriformes; Pipridae. The coding region runs from base 812 to 1180 and encodes 122 amino acids. Gene Ontology annotation, cellular component: intermediate filament. The transcript has 2 exons. The record is from RefSeq and is a predicted model, not a curated record. Gene Ontology annotation, molecular function: structural constituent of cytoskeleton.